Messenger RNA from Centruroides sculpturatus (bark scorpion), 1868 nucleotides. RefSeq names its product T-complex protein 1 subunit eta-like. Gene Ontology annotation, molecular function: ATP hydrolysis activity; ATP-dependent protein folding chaperone; ATP binding. The coding region runs from base 88 to 1722 and encodes 544 amino acids. The transcript is spliced from 12 exons. Gene Ontology annotation, biological process: protein folding. Lineage: Eukaryota; Metazoa; Arthropoda; Arachnida; Scorpiones; Buthidae. The record is from RefSeq and is a predicted model, not a curated record. Gene Ontology annotation, cellular component: chaperonin-containing T-complex.
CGAAUUAAUGAUGUUGCCCAACCGGCAACACUUUUCGUGUAAAUUGUUGCUUGGUGGUGCUCGUUGAGAAAGCAACAUAAAGACAUCAUGCAAGCUCCAAUUAUUUUCCUGAAAGAAGGGACUGAAAACCUUCAAGGCAAAUCUCAGUUGGUCAGCAACAUCAAUGCCUGUCAAGCUGUUGCUGAAGCUGUGAGGACUACUCUUGGUCCUAGAGGAAUGGAUAAGCUUAUAGUUGAUAAUAAUGGAAAGGCAGUUAUAUCUAAUGAUGGAGCUACAAUAAUGAAGCAAUUAGAUAUUGUACAUCCUGCAGCCAAAACUUUGGUUGAUAUUGCUAAAUCUCAAGAUGCUGAGGUUGGAGAUGGAACAACAACAGUUGUUUUAUUAGCUUCCGAGUUCUUAAAACAAUGCAAACCAUUUGUCGAUGAAGGAGUUCAUCCUCAAAUUAUUAUUAAAAGUUUUAGGCAAGCAUUACAAAUGUCUGUCGAAAUGAUAAAUGAAAUUUCUGUAAAUAUACAGCGAGAUAAUGCAGAAGAGCAUCGAGCAUUACUAGAGAAGUGUGCAAUGACUACGCUUAGUUCUAAAUUGAUUGCUAACCAGAAAAAAUUUUUUGCAAAAAUGGUAGUUGAUGCUGUACUACAGUUAGACGAACUGUUGCCACUUAAUAUGAUAGGUAUAAAAAAAGUACAAGGUGGUGCUUUAGAGGAUUCAAAAUUAAUAACAGGUGUUUCAUUUAAGAAGACUUUUUCUUAUGCUGGAUUUGAAAUGCAGCCAAAAAAAUAUUUAAAACCAAAGAUUGCUCUGUUGAAUAUAGAAUUGGAAUUAAAAGCCGAAAAAGAAAAUGCCGAAGUUCGUGUAGACUCUGUGCAGGAAUAUCAGAAUAUUGUUGAUGCAGAAUGGAAUAUUUUAUAUGAAAAAUUAAGAAAGAUUCAUGAAGCUGGUGCUAAGGUAGUUUUAUCAAAGUUACCUAUUGGUGAUGUAGCAACCCAAUACUUUGCUGAUAGAGAUAUGUUUUGUGCUGGACGAGUACCAGAAGAAGAUCUGAAACGUACUAUGAAGGCAUGUGGUGGUUCAAUAUUAUCUACUGUGUUUGACCUUAAUGAUUCUAAUUUGGGAACAUGUGAUUUAUUUGAAGAAAUGCAAGUUGGAGGUGAAAGAUAUAACAUACUUACAGGGUGCCCAAAAUCUAAAACAGUGACUAUAAUAUUACGUGGAGGUGCUGAACAGUUUAUUGAAGAAACUGAACGAUCUCUGCAUGAUGCUGUUAUGAUUGUAAGGCGUGCAAUGAAGAAUGAUGCUGUUGUUGCUGGUGGUGGAGCAAUCGAAAUGGAAUUAUCCAAGUACUUGAGAGAUUAUUCUCGUACAGUAGCCGGAAAACAACAACUUUUAAUAGGAGCAAUGGCAAAGGCUUUAGAAGUUAUUCCAAGACAGUUGUGUGAUAAUGCUGGAUUUGAUGCUACUAAUAUCUUAAAUAAAUUAAGACAGAAGCAUGCCACAGGUGGUCAGUGGUAUGGUGUAGAUAUUUUUAAUGAAGACAUAGCAGACAAUUACGAAUCUUGUGUUUGGGAGCCUGCCAUUGUUAAAAUCAAUGCUCUGAUAGCUGCUACAGAAGCUGCUUGUCUUAUUUUAUCCGUUGAUGAAACUAUUAAAAAUCCAAAGUCGGGUGCAGAAGAAACAAAUGCCGCCAAAGCACUGACCGGAAGAGGAAGAGGAAGACCUCACUAAAAUUCCAUUCUAAGAUUAUUUAAUUGAAAGACUCAUUAAGUUCCAUUUUCUUUAAUAAUACAACAGCUUGUUUGGAAGAACAGGAAUAAUAACGUUAAUGUUCAUUUUACAAGAUCCGCCACUAUUCAUUUUGAGUAUUUUUCAUU